Messenger RNA from Megalobrama amblycephala (Wuchang bream), 1291 nucleotides. RefSeq names its product twisted gastrulation protein homolog 1-A-like. Gene Ontology annotation, biological process: regulation of BMP signaling pathway. The record is from RefSeq and is a predicted model, not a curated record. Bases 232 to 894 code for a protein of 220 amino acids. The transcript is spliced from 5 exons. Lineage: Eukaryota; Metazoa; Chordata; Actinopteri; Cypriniformes; Xenocyprididae.
ACACACACCCUCUUUAGAUAAGCAGGCAGAAGGGGGUGUGUGUGUCUUUAAGGCGCCUGUGUGUCUUUGUGUCUCAGCAGCAGCAGCAGCAGCAGUCUCUAGUCCAGUUCGGUUCAGUUCGGAUCAUGUCUUAAAUCAUCUGCAGCAGAUCUGUGUGUGUUCAAACUCCUGAAAGUCACGAACAGCUUCAUUGUCUCGCGGUCCGGUGGGUUCGGUUCGGUUCUGGUCGUGAUGCAGCCUUCAUCUUCAUCAUCUUUAUCAGUGUUUCUUCUUCUUCUGUCAAGUUUUUCUCUCGCUUUGGCCUGUAAUAAAGCUCUGUGUGCCAGUGACGUCAGCAAGUGUCUCAUUCAGGAGUUGUGUCAGUGCCGGCCGUCCGAUGGGAACUGCUCGUGUUGUAAGGAGUGUAUGAUGUGUCUGGGAACUCUCUGGGAAGAGUGCUGUGACUGUGUGGGCAUGUGUAACCCCAAGAACUACAGCGACACGCCGGCGACGGCCAAGAGCACGGUGGAGGAGCUGUACCGGCCCAUCCCGUCGCUCUUCCGCGCGCUGACCGAGGGCGAAGCGCCCAUCAACAUGAUGGUGGUGUCCUUCCCCGUGGCCGAGGAACUGUCCUACCACGAGAACCUGGUGUCCUUCCUGGAGACGAUGGAGGACGCGCACCAGAACGUCUCGCUGCCGGGGAACAGCAUCCACGCCAGCUACGACACGCAAGAUAAGAUGUGUACGGUGGUUUACUUCGACGACUGCGUGUCCAUCCGUCAGUGUAAGCAGUACUGCGAGUCGAUGGGCGGAUCCAAGUACCGCUGGUUCCACAACGCCUGCUGCGAGUGCAUCGGACCCGAGUGCGUCGACUACGGCAGCAAAUCCGUCAAGUGCAUGAACUGCCUGUACUGAUCCUGAACUGAGCGCAGUCCUGUCAGUUACUGAUGUUUUAUUAUUGUGUCCUGCGUCACACAAAAGAUUUUGUAUAUAUAUUAUUUUUAUUCUUGCAGAUUCACGUUUAGCCUCAUGCAUUCAGAUCAGAGAAAUGACUGAUAGAGAAUAGAUGCAUCUCUGUGCUUAAUCAUAAUCAGCAUAUGUUAGGAACUUUCUCAAGGUCUUUCUUAAGACUGAAUGAAGUUAAAAUCAUUAGUUUAACGAUUAAAAAUAAAUCAUCCUUUCACCUCGAGAAGUGAAGCUGGAGUUUUAUGUAGAGACGACAGACGCUUGUUUCUUCAGUUUCACAGACGCAGGUGAACUUGAGCGAUAGAAAUCACUGUAUUUUUCAAUAAAACAUCAUCUCCAGUUUUUA